Linepithema humile (Argentine ant) is the source of this 1196-nucleotide messenger RNA. The record is from RefSeq and is a predicted model, not a curated record. Lineage: Eukaryota; Metazoa; Arthropoda; Insecta; Hymenoptera; Formicidae.
AGCGAAACAGACGCGUCGAACGUAACAUGGGGCAUAAUUUCGGAACGGAUCUAUCUCGAAAUUAUGCCGCGGCAUUGAAAGACGAUAUCGUUAUUCGAAACGUUGGACGGAGUCAGCACUUUUGUACGACAUAGUCGCGAUUGUCGACAAUAGAAUUGUUCGCAGACAUAACGCGAGCGAGCAAGCAUGUGGGUGUUUGGUUAUGGUUCUUUAAUAUGGAAAGCGGAUUUUCCGUACGAGAAAAAACUCGUCGGCCGCAUUAAAGGAUACGUCAGACGCUUCUACCAAAAAAGCACCGAUCACAGAGGAGUGCCUAGUAAGCCUGGACGAGUAGUAACAUUGCUUGCUUCUACAAAUCCUGACGAUGAAGUAUGGGGACUCGCAUACAAGAUAUCUUCCGAGAAUAUAGACAAUGUGGUGAAUCAUUUGGAUUUUCGAGAGAAGGGUGGUUACAAAAAGAAAACCGUCCUUUUUUAUCCCUGCGAUUUAUCAAAGUCUAUCCAAAGUGGCUCAAAUUCUGAUGUUUCUUCGAACAAUUUUUCAAAGACGAAUUUCUCGAUAGCGUCUUUAUCAACUAUCUCGGACGAAGCACCAUUCUACCUCACUAUCUACAUAGGCGAAGAAGAUAAUCCGAAUUACGCUGGUACGGAGAAUAUCGAUACCAUUGCAAGACAUAUACUCGAUUCUCGUGGUGUCAGCGGCUCUAACACGGAAUAUCUCUAUAAACUGGCAUCCGCGAUGCGUACAAUAGCUCCCGGUGUACAGGACGAACAUCUGUUUGCUUUGGAAAGAACUGUAAAGCAAUUGGAAGAAGAAAGAGAGGAAUCAUCGGAAUCGGAUGAAUUUCUAUAAAACAAUAGGUGCAAAUAUUGAAAUAGAAAAAUGUGGCCAAUUGCACUAGCAAUUAGUUAAUCUAUUAAUUUAAUUUUCUUUUUUCAAUUACAUUAUAGUUAAGAUUUAUGUAUCAAGUUAUAUUUAUGUGACUUGUAGGUCGUGAGUUUGAAACUAGUUUUGAAUUAACGAAUUGAAGACAUUGAUGCAGUUAGUCUGGAAGUAAAAAGACAAAAUAACCGAUAAUAGGAAAAUUAUCAUUUUUCUGUGCAGUUGCGCACACUAGUAUUUUUGGUAACCAAAAGUUAUAAAGAUAAUGAAAAAUUUAUCUUAUUUAUCAUCUAAGUAAUAAAAUAUAUUUUUUC